GACGCAAAGAUGGUAGUAUCCGAUCCCUUCAACAGAGUGCCCUCGGACGAAACAUAAGUACCACCAACCUCCAGUGAGAUAAUCUGGAAAACUCAGCGUUUGACAAGUCGGUUGAUCUCAUAAGCAGCAAAAUCAUCUAUUCUUCUGCCACACUAGCGGACCCGCCUUGAACCAAGUGAACAAGGAUGGCAUCCAACGCAGCAAACAGGAAGAUAUCGCGGCAGGAAGUUGCCAAAAAUAACACGGAGGAUUCGUGCUGGUGUAUUAUCGACCAUAAAGUCUAUGAUUUGACCGACUUCCUCGAUGCGCACCCGGGUGGAAAUGUCGUCCUCAGCCAGAUUGCCGGCACAGACGCUACGACCGCUUUCUACAACCUGCACAGACACGAGGUGCUGCAGAAAUAUGCCAACCUUUGCAUCGGCACUGUCGAGAACGAAGUGCCUGAAGUGGUGGACCCGCAGCCUGGCGAUCUCAGCAAGGUUCCGUAUGGGGAACCAGUCUGGCUAUCCCCGAUCUACAAGAGUCCUUACUAUAAUGAGUCGCAUCGCAGGUUACGAAAGGCCGUGCGGGAGUUUGUUGAUAUACAUGUGUAUCCGGAAGCGCAGGAGAAGGAGAUUGAUGGUACGUAUAUCUCACAAGCGCUUGUGGACAAGAUGGCGGAGACAAAUUUGCUCGCAAUGCGGUUGGGACCGGGGCCUCAUCUACACGGACGGAAGCUUCUUGGUGAUGUGAAGGGAGAAGAGUUCGAUUACUUCCAUGACCUUAUAGUUGCGCAGGAGCUGGCGCGGGCAAAUGCUCGAGGGUUCCAGGACGGUAACAUGGCUGGCAUGAUGAUUUCUUUGUCUGCCGUACGGCAGUGGCUAAAGAAUAAGGAACUCCGCGACAGGGUCACGGAAGAGUGCUUGUCUGGGAAGAAAUUUAUGUGCCUGGCCGUCACGGAAGCGUUUGCUGGAUCCGAUGUGGCGGGUAUCCGCACGACAGCGGAGAAAACUCCUGAUGGCAAGCACUAUAUAAUCAAUGGCACGAAGAAAUGGAUAACCAACGGCAUGUGGGCGGAUUACUUCGUUACAGCUUGCAGGACUGACAAGGGAUACUCCGUCAUCCUCAUCCCCCGCGACAAUAACGUUGAGACCAAGCGGAUCAAAACCUCCUACUCCACCGCUGCAGCUACGGCCUUUAUCCAAUUCGACAACGUCAAGGUCCCCGUCGAAAAUUUGCUCGGCGAAGAACACAAGGGCUUCAUCGUGAUCAUGAGCAAUUUCAAUCACGAGCGCUGGGCGAUGACCUGCGGCGUCACCCGCUGGUGCCGCACCGUCGUUGAAGAGUGUCUCAAGUGGGCGAACCAGAGAAUCAUCUUCGGCAAACCCCUUAUCAACCAGCCCGUCAUCCGACAGAAACUGGCCAAGAUGAUCUCUCUUGUCGAGGCGUCGCAGUCCUGGCUGGAAACCAUCACGUAUCAAAUGUGCAACAUGAGCUAUAGAGAGCGAUCGAGGCACCUUGGUGGUCCCAUUGGACUUCUCAAGUCGUAUUCGACGCGCUGCGCGCAUGAGAUUGCGGACGAUGCCGUCAACAUCUUUGGUGGCCGGGGCAUAACGCAGACCGGAAUGGGCAGAGUUGUGGAGCAGUUCCACCGUACUUACAAGUUCGAUGCGAUUCUUGGUGGUGCGGAGGAGGUUUUGGCAGAUUUAGGCAUUAGACAGGCUAUGAAGCAAAUGCCCAAGGCGAUGCUGUAAAAUUGGCUGCCCUUCCUUGGAGGGAUAUUGUGCGGAAUAUAACAGUUGAAGCAUCUAGAUUCGUUAGUAGAUCAUGUAUAAGUAAUCACUAAAUACAGUAGUUAACACAGUUUUGGCAUUUCUGUGGGUUUUACAUUUUUUACGUAUUCACAGAUAGAGCACAGUUUAUCAAGAAG
Messenger RNA from Histoplasma capsulatum G186AR, 1909 nucleotides. RefSeq names its product acyl-CoA dehydrogenase. The coding region runs from base 186 to 1733 and encodes 515 amino acids. The record is from RefSeq and is a predicted model, not a curated record. Gene Ontology annotation, molecular function: heme binding; flavin adenine dinucleotide binding; acyl-CoA dehydrogenase activity. NCBI's taxonomy places the organism in Eukaryota, Fungi, Ascomycota, Eurotiomycetes, Onygenales, Ajellomycetaceae. The transcript has 2 exons.